AUGUCGCAUUGGAUGAGAAUCAUAAUCGUUGGUUUGUUUGCUUUGCCUGAAGAUGAAAAUGAAGGAGGACGUGAGAGGGCCGUUGGCAUUGCCGUGGAUAUAUCGCUCAUACCAACUCGAGCAAACCGAACUGUUCAUGAAAUUGAAAAUAUCAAACAGAUGAGAAGAAAUGAAGUCAAUGGAGAGACAUGGAAGAGUUGUGUGGAAGAUGAAAUGAUCAGUAGUUCAUUUGACGAUGGUUGCAAGAAGAGACGAUUCAGACGAUUGAAUCAGCAGAAUGGUUCAGAAUGGUCCUUCCUGGUUUAUAUGCCCAAUAUACUCAAUGGGUGGUCUGGGUUGGUAGAUGAUCGGUUACCAGGGUCAGGACAAUAUCAAUUUGGG
This is a messenger RNA of Acanthocheilonema viteae, 381 nucleotides long. Lineage: Eukaryota; Metazoa; Nematoda; Chromadorea; Rhabditida; Onchocercidae. The record is from the annotation of a GenBank genome assembly.